UCAAGAGGUCAACAGAUAGGCAGAGGUCGAGAGCUGAGAGGCUGAGAGCCGCUUCCCAAUCGAGAGGAGCCCAAGACCCCCGUCCCCCUUCUGUGGUCAUCGCCCCCGAUCCAAGAUUAGGGUUUCAAUCGUUAAAACCCUAGAAAAUUUCCUCCAAAAUCUCUCAACUUCCCUUCAGCAAGAUCGAAUCUUUUUACAAGCAGAAGAGGAAUCCGCCAAAGAUUCUCCAAUCUUCUCCUUCGACCUCGUUCGCGCGUUUUAUGGACAAGUUCUCUUCGGUUCAUCCUCUCGUCGAUCUCCGCAAGGGUUUUGGAUAAAUUGGUAUUCAAAUUCUUUUCCUUCUAAGAGACGUCAUAUAAGUCCAUCGAAGAAAAAUAAUUCUCCGACAAAGGUUUUCUGAGCGACACGGACUCAAAGUUGAAAUUCACCAAGCAAAAUGACUUCAUUAAAUCCUAAUGCAGCAGAGUUCAUUCCUUCAGCCUUUAGAUCUCCACCUGCAAACAUCAAAAGCUCAGAUAUUAGCAGAUGGGAUGUUCCAGGACCUUCUGCAAAUUCAAUUCUUGAUCGAUCGGAAUCCAAUGUUUCAAAUAAAUCAGAUGACGAGGCACAGAGGUAUUGGCGUGACCAACUUCCAGAUGAUAUAACUCCUGACUUCAAGAGUAUGGUAGAAGAAGAGGGGCACACACCUGGGCAACUUUCGCUUGCCAAUUUAUCGUUGCAUGACAGUGCUGAAACUUCCAGAUUCCUUACAGCGGUAAACAACCAAUUAUAUGGUACAGACCAGGAUAUAUUUCAUGAAGUUGGUGAUCUCGACAUCGGUGAGAAGGUUGGAUAUGCAGGAUCUACUUUCAAGCAAAAUCAACCAUCAAAUACCUUUAUGACAUUUUCUGCUAGUGAAUGGGACAAAAGGUUUGUAAAUGGUGACCAGCGUUUUACAAAUGGAAGGGAGGGGCAUCAUUACAGUGGAGAUUCCAGUUCUGGCUUGUUGAAUGAUUCCUUAAAUGAGCAGAUUAUUUUAGAUGAUGCUUCGGUCAAUCCCGUGGAAUAUUUGGCAUCUGUAUUUCCUGGUUUUGCUGCUGAGAGCCUAGCGGAUAUUUAUUAUGCAAAUGGUUGUGACUUAAACUUAACUGUGGAGAUCCUAACUCAACUUGAGCUUCAGGUUGAUGCUAAUUUUUGUCAGAAUGCAAACCCAAAAUCAUCAGAAGCUCCAAGCUUUAACAUGCUCGACUUUCCUGCACUCACUGCAGCAGAGAGCAACAGUGGGAUGUCAAAGUUGGAUGGAGAAGAUCUUCAAUCAGCUUUUACAUAUAGAUCUUCUUCCAAUGUAUCUAGAGGCACAGUUGAUUUUGCGUCAACUGUUCGCAAGCUUGCUUCCGAGGAUUCUGCUCAUAGGAAGUAUGAGAGGAACAGACCCGCAGACGGAUUUAUUAGUUCAAGUAGAAGCUCACAGCUUUUGAACAGCUCAUACAACAGUAACACUAAAGUUCCGUACGGAGAUAAAGGACGAAGUUCUGCUGCUGGUCGGGCAGCGCCUGUUUGGCUUGAGACUGGCGAUGCAGUGGCAAAUCUUUACUCAGAACUGAGGGGAGAUGCUCGUGAUUAUGCACGCCUUCGAAAUGCAUGCUUUGAACAGGCAAGACAAGCUUAUCUGAUUGGCAAUGGUUCCCUUGCUAAGGAGUUGAGCAGGAAAGGACAGUUGUACAACAUGCAAAUGAAAGCAGCUCAUGGUAAAGCUAGGGAAAGUAUCUACCGUCAAAGGAACCCAAGUACUCUGGAUGCAGGAAUUCAAGAUGGUCUAAUAGACCUUCAUGGGCUUCAUGUGAACGAGGCGAUCCAAGUUCUACAGCACGAGCUGAGCAUUUUGAGGAGCACCGCAAGAUCUUCAGGCCAACGACUACAGGCAAUGAUCUGUGUCGGUACGGGCCACCACACCAAAGGUGCACGCACUCCUGCCAGGCUCCCUGUUGCAGUGGAGCAGUACCUUUUAGAAGAAGGCCUUCAUUUUACCCAACCUCAGCCUGGCCUACUCCGUGUUGUUAUAUACUGACACAUAAAAACGAAAAAAAAAGGAGAAAAAAUAAUGGGGAAAAAAAUCAACCAUAGGGUGAUCUCUUGUAUAUGGGUGUAGGAAUGGGGAGGAUUAACAGAAAGCUUCUUGUAGGUUUAAGAUCAGUGUAAAAUUUGUCAAAUUUGUGGCAUUCACAUUACUCUUUCUUGUAAAUUUUCCUGGCAGAUAGUGCUGAGGCUGUACACUUUUAGCCUGACCUUUUUUUUUCAAUGUAUUUUUUCUUGAGACUUU
Messenger RNA from Asparagus officinalis (garden asparagus), 2299 nucleotides. RefSeq names its product polyadenylate-binding protein-interacting protein 7-like. The transcript has 6 exons. Lineage: Eukaryota; Viridiplantae; Streptophyta; Magnoliopsida; Asparagales; Asparagaceae. The record is from RefSeq and is a predicted model, not a curated record. The coding region runs from base 437 to 2047 and encodes 536 amino acids.